AAAGGAUAGAGAUGUCACAUUACUGUGUUCUCUGGAGAGGUACAGUGGGUUGGGUUCUUGUCCAGAAGACAGUUUCCACUGGUUGGAUGAGACAGGAACUAAAUUGACUGGUGAAGAUUUUCGAUACCAGUUAAGAAAACCAAGCAGCUGUGUUUCCUCUCUAACUGUGCAGCAUCAGAGCAUCGCCAACAGAAGAUACACCUGCCAGUUUGUUGAAGGAAACAGCAUAAAGGUAGAAGCUCACUACCCAGCUGGGUUUAAAGAUUUCAGAGUCCAUAUCUACCACAGAGCUGGAGAUGAUGCUGUUUUACCCUGUAAAAGACCUUCAUCAUCCUCUUCCUCAUGCUCCACUGUUAACUGGCUUUAUAUGAGAGAUGAAGACAUGAAUCCUCAGCAGGAAGUUCAGAGAGGAAACAUUGUUCAGAGUUCAUCUAAAGCUGCCAAGCUGAGUGUGGACAAUGACUGCUCUCUGAUCAUCAACAGCAUCACUGCUGAGGAUGCUAGAGGUUACAGAUGUCAGAUUCAGGAUGGAGGCAGCUCUGAUCCAGAUGUGUAUCUAAAUCUGAUGAGCAUCUCUCCAGAAGAUGCUGAUCAAACAGAGAAUAAAAUCACAUUACUCUGUUCUCUGGUGAGAUUCAGCUCAUUGGGUCCUUGUCCAGAGAACAGCCUCCUCUGGGUGGAUGAGACAGGAACUGGUCUGACUGGUGAAGGUGUUGGGUACCAGUUUAGACAGACUGGCUGUGAUUCUUAUCUCACUGUGAAGCUUCAGAGCAGCAGCAGCAGCAGAAGAUACACCUGCCAGUUUGUUGAGGGAAACACAGUGAAGAUAGAAGCUCACUACCAGCUGGAAGGUUCCACAGACUGGUCUCCUCUGAGCUUCAUCAUGUUGACUCUGAGGAUCACAGCACUGAUCCUGAUGGUUGGAAUCACUGCUGAUAUCAUCAGAACCAGAGGACGGAAAAAGCCACGGAAAGACGUUAAUGUUCAUGAUGCUGUUGAUGAGGUUGCAGUAAACUAUGAAAAUGAUGGAGAACCUUCUGCUGCUGCCAAACUCACUUGACCUUCAUCACAUCAAUACAGUUUAUACUAAAACAACGCUUUUGGAAUAAUUAUGUACAAGAUACUUAAUGUUUGUUCUUAUGAUGUAUAAUGUGCGACAUAUUACUGUUCCAGAGUUCAAGAGUUGUUGCACAAGCAGUGUAGGUCAACUUUCAGGAAGUAUUGCUCAAGCUUAAUGAAACCAGCCAUUCUCUGACCAUUUGACCACAAGACAUUUAAAUGCAAAUUAACCUGUGCACUGAGGCUGCAAAUUGAAUUGCCUAUUUUCUCUUCUUUUCCUUUAGUGCAACCUCAGCUUUUGUAACUAGGAAACUCUCCCAGAAUUUAAUAAAUAGUGAGGAGAAAGCUGAAGACCGGCAGAGUGGGGUGGAGAUGUAACUGCACGAUCUCUUCCUACUCUCUUCAUGAGUAAAAAGAAUUCUGACUCUGUUGCUACAUUCACACCGGACGCAGCAGGCGCGGCAGAAGCAGUGAGUUUACAUGCAAAGUCAAUGGUUGACGCACGUCAAGGCGCAGCAAAAUGUCCCGCAGCGCGUUUUGAGCAGCAGGCGCAGCGCGUCUGAGCAGCUGAAGCAGCGCGUCGGGCACGUUUAAGCAUCUGACGCGUGUGACGCACCGCAAACGUGCUGCAGUUUGAGAUGGAAAAAUUGAACUUCUGCUGCUCGACGCGCCGCGUCAACCAAUCAGAGAAGCUGAUCUGGGAGCUGGCCGUGAGACAGACACAUCGCUGAUGAUACAGAGCGCUGUGAUCACUCC
This is a messenger RNA of Cyprinodon variegatus (sheepshead minnow), 1815 nucleotides long. RefSeq lists its product as uncharacterized. Gene Ontology annotation, cellular component: membrane raft; external side of plasma membrane. The transcript is spliced from 7 exons. NCBI's taxonomy places the organism in Eukaryota, Metazoa, Chordata, Actinopteri, Cyprinodontiformes, Cyprinodontidae. The record is from RefSeq and is a predicted model, not a curated record. Gene Ontology annotation, biological process: interleukin-15-mediated signaling pathway; T cell activation; positive regulation of ERK1 and ERK2 cascade. The coding region runs from base 368 to 1060 and encodes 230 amino acids. Gene Ontology annotation, molecular function: MHC class II protein binding; protein tyrosine kinase binding.